This is a messenger RNA of Condylostylus longicornis, 5502 nucleotides long. RefSeq names its product protein winged eye (gene wge). Bases 770 to 5197 code for a protein of 1475 amino acids. Gene Ontology annotation, molecular function: chromatin binding. The record is from RefSeq and is a predicted model, not a curated record. The transcript has 13 exons. NCBI's taxonomy places the organism in Eukaryota, Metazoa, Arthropoda, Insecta, Diptera, Dolichopodidae.
UUUAAUAAGCAAAUUAAAACUUGGUUACAAAAAAAAUUUGCAAAUGGUGAUAUUCAUGCUACAUAUUAAAGCCUAAAUUAUUCAAAACAAAGAUAUAAUUUUCUUUCCAAUAUGUUUAAUUAAUUUUACUUGAAAAGUAUUUCAAAAUUAAAAGAAAAUUCAAGAGGAAAAUAUUUUCUAGAACUAAUAAUGAAAAUGAAAGAAUUUGUUUAAAUUAGUGUGUAAUUACUAAUUACACAUUCAUAUUGCAGUUUUAAAAUUAUCUAAUUAGACUUUUUCGAAACGCAAGUGGUUAAAAGAAGUUAUAGAAUGUAAACGAAUACAAUAAAUAAAUGUGUAGUUAUUUAAAAAUUUAGUUAAAAUCAUUAUAUUUAUGUGGAAAUAUGACACAUGGAGUAUAAAUUUAUGUUUACUGUGAGCGUUUUUACGGAGGAUUGAAAAACUUUUGUAGAGUGUAUUAAUAACACUUUAAUUUUUAAAGCUAAACAAUAUUUUAUUUUAACUAAUAUUUGUUUAUUUAUAGUUAUUUUUAGUGAAUCGUGGUAACGUUGUUUGAUUAUAUUGUAUUUUGUAUUUGUCUAUGAAAUUUUGUGUAUAGUUGCAAACUUGCAUAUUUUUGUGUCGCAUAAAACUGAAAAAAAGCAAUUUGAAGUGAACAUAUCUUUAAAAUAUAUUCCAUCAUAAAAAAUCUGUGUAAUAUGUUGUAAACUCAGAUUAAAAUUUGGUUUUAGGUAUAAACAAUGUGAAAGCGUAUUCAAAUACAUAUAUUAUGCAACAAUUUGUACCUACAACAACGACCCUUGUAUAUUCUAAUUUCUCCCGAUGUUGCAACGUAUCCACUCCCAGUUCCUGGGGGGGUUCAAGUAACUCUGACACAUCGAAGAGAACACUUACUACUAUCAAGGAAACAGAUAAUCAAAAUAAAAGAAUAUGUGAUAAAGUUGUAAUUCCUGAACAAAAAUUUAGCACAACUGAUUUCAAUUUAAGUGAAUUAAAUAUUAAACAGGAACCUUGUCAAGUAGCUGAGAUAUCAGCUUCGGACAAUAUUAAUCUAGAGCAGCAAACAGUUAAUCCGAUAAAUGACUCAAACUGUCCUAUUUAUUGUACUUUUACAAAAGCAGAAGGUUGCCAAAACAACCCAAUGGAUAAUGAAAAUACUUUACAAACCAAUAAUGAAUUCACUGGAGUUCCUAUUGGUUUCGGUUAUGCCAGACAAAAGUUGCCGGAGCAUUUAAACAAUCUUAAUACACCGAAAGACACGAAUAGAUUUGCGGUUGGCAUAGAUCUCAGAAACAUAGAGAAUCGAAAUGCACCUUUUGCUGUUAAUCAAGAAAUAUUGAUAAACGGUACAAAUUCAGUGAUAGCUCUUAACAAUGAAAAUCAUAAUCACGCCGCAAUCGGUAUGCAUAAUUUGAGAACAUCAAACUCCUUUUGGCAAUAUCCUAUUGCAGUUCAUGAGUCCUUACUUGCUAUGCCAUUUCCUUCCUUAGGGGUUCAAUUGAUGAGAGAUCAUAAUACCGGCCAUCUUUUAUUUUUACCGCCAUCCACCGCUGCUAUUGAUACUCUUCAUCCAACGAUAGUCUGGCCAUCAUUUCAACAACCACCUCAAACAACUCAAAUGCCGCAUAUAGUAUUUCCAUCGAUACCACAAACUCUUCCUACACCCUUUGCUCCUUUACAUUUGACGGGUUCUGACUUUUUAACUAGCACAACUUUGCAUCAGCAUACCCAAACUCAAACACGAUUAGUUGCUGUUUCAACUCCUGAUAAUAAAAGGAAAGUAGUUAUUGGGCCAAAGUUUCAACAGAAUACAACUAUAAAAAUUGAGGAUAAAAAUGAAAUGAAAAUUGAGUGUAAAAGCUCUGAAUUCAUGUCAAAUAUAGACUCUAAAACAUGUUCUAGUGAAAAAACUGCUAAAACUACUUUACAUUUCAAUCAAGAAUUGAAAGACACAAUUUUAUCUAGAGUGCAACAAAAUAAGAGCACGCAAUUAAACCCUUUUACGUGCAAUCCAAUGGAUCCUGUUCCUGCUUUAACAGCUUCUGUUAGUCAGAAUAAUAAAAAUGAAAUUUCCACUACAGAAAUUUCUUCUUCAAGUGAGUAUAUGCCCGGGGGGCUAAAUAAUGAAUUAUUUUGUUAUAAAGGGAACGAAAACAUUGAGUGUCAACAUUGUCCAUAUGUCCUUGAAAGACAGGAUGCAAAUAUACAAACUGACAAUUUAAUCAUGAAUAAAGAAGAUGAUAUGAUGGAAGAAGACGAGGAAAGUUUAAAAAGUGAAACUGAAAAUUCAAUAAAAGCAAACAAUGUAUGCUUCAGAAGCGAACCGAAUCCGAAUCAAAAUCCAAAGUAUUGUGAAAUGGAAGAAGAUUGCGAAAAUGUUUGCAAUAAAAACAGGAUGGCAAAUAACUCCAUGGUAUGCGUUCCACCUGAAAAUUUAGAGGAACAAAAAAUACCAUCAAAAACUGACAGCUCGGAAAACUGUAAUUCGAUAGCGCCCGCAGAAGAGUCUUUAAACCCAAUUGAUUUGAGUGGACUUGAGCUCUUAUCUAAUAUUAGUAUAGAAGCGAUAGAAAGUAAGGUAAUGCAUUUAAAAAAAGAAGAUAAAAAAGAAGAAACAAAUGAUUACUGCGAAAAUCAAAAAGAAAAAGAAACUAAUAACAACCUUCAAGAAUCCUUGGAAAAUUUGGAAUCUAGUCAGUCAACUUUGGGCGGUUUAAACCUUUUGUGUGCCUUGGCUGAACAGAGAAUUCAAGAAGAAGGUAAUAAUACAGAUCGCGAGAUCUCUAAGUCAUGUAAAAAAGAACGUAUGCGUCAAAAGAAACGCAAAAUUGUUCGGUGCAAUAAAAUUCGUAGAGGAAGAAAAUUAAAAUAUUUAAAAGGAAGAAAUGAGAAUGGGGAAAACGUCAGCGAUGAUAUUCGACACGUUCUUAAACAUGUGAAAUCAAAAUGUAAUUACUGUGAUGAAUGUAGGAAUAAAAAAUUUUCUGAAGUGUCUGAUUGCUUCCACCGUGAUGUUAAAUGGCCUACAGCCGCCGAAAUAUUUAGAGCUAUGGAGUUGAAAAUGCGUCGAAAAUUAGCUGCGAUAAGUCAAAAAUGCGAAGGCAAAAAGAAAGAAUUAGAUAAGAAACCAAUUUCGAACUUUCAAGAAAAUAACUCUGAUGUAGGAAAUCAUAAUGAUUUCAGUUCUUCUAAUAAUAUACAAAAUCAAAAUAUAUCAGCCAAAAUAAAAUCUAGAUCUCCUUCGCCAUCAAAUAGUCAAAAUGAAAUUAUUAAAUUUAAAUCACUACCUUCCAUAUUAAAUAAUGGCACUAAACAACGUCAAGCUCACAAUAUUUUACAAGCAGAAAUUCCGACAUUUUUGCCAAAAGAUUCUUUAAAACAAAAAAUUACUGAUUCGAAUGCAUAUAAAAAGUCAUUCAAUAUUGAUGGCGAAAACAAGUGCAUUUCGACUUCCGUAAACAUUUUGCCCAGUGUGCUAGGAAAUAAUUUAGCUUCUCAUUCAACAAAUGCUCAUUUUAAUAACCCUAGUAUGCUUGUAGAUCAUAAUAAUUCAAGCUUUACGGAAGAAUCUUCAAAUGGGAGACCAAUUGUUCUCCGAUUGCAGAAACCUAGUUUUAAUGAAACGCAUUUUGCUGAUAUGGAUAAAAAGAAAGGAAUUUUAAAAGAUAGACGUUUACGGAAACUUUUGAAAAAUCAUUCUAAUUCAAAAAAAAUACAAAAACACAAACUCAUGAAGCAUAAAUAUAUUCACAUGGAAGAAAAGAAAAAAAUUAUUGACGGUCAUUUAAGAAUAUCUGACAAUCACUUGAAAGAACCAAAAGUACGUGUUCUAACAGCAAUGGGUGGUUUAUUUUACGCGGGAUAUUUGCAACCUAUAGAGCCACCGGAUGUGUAUGCAGUAACUUUAGAUGGGGAGAGGGGCAAUAAACCUCAUAUUAUGUGCAGAGAAGAAGUUUUAAGAGACGUGAUUUUAGAAAUAUCCCCUGCUUCUAUUAACGAGGUGCCACAAGGCACUCGAAUAUGUGCGUAUUGGAGUCCACAAUACAGAUGUUUAUAUCCAGGAACAACUGUUGAAAUGAAUGAAGAAAGCAAAGAUGGGGUCUUUGUCAGUGUUGAAUUUGAUGACGGAGAUAGUGGUAGAAUAUCAUUAGAAGAUAUACGAUUUUUAUUAAGUGAUUAUCCUAUUGCUGGAAAAAAAAAAUCUAGAAAAACUGAGGAUGUGUUUAUUAGAAAUGACAAUGUUCCACAACUGAAGACUGAUAAUUUGGCUAUUGAGCGAUGUAAACAUCAUAAAAUUCGGAAAGAUUCAUGUAUUGGUUUUCAUUAUGAACACUGUAAAAAACAUAAGCAGAAAUGUACAGAUGAAAGCUGUUGGCCAAAAAAACAGAAAAAGAAGAAAAAGCAUAAAAAGCAUCAUCGCAAAAGAAGCACUUCAUUGAAUAGACAGGUUAAACAUGGUGAAUCCAACUUAAACUAUAAUGAAAUUUUGACAAAUGACGAAUUUAGCUUGCAAGAGGAUAACUUAAAAGAUGUCGAUGAAAAUUCAAAUAAUGAUGUAAAGGUUGUCAUAAAACAAGAGAUUGAAACCAAGAAUGAAAAGCAAUGUAAUAAAGAAACUGAGGUUAAAAGUGAAAGGAAAUUUGAAAAGAGUAACAGUAAAAUUGCUGCAUUUUUACCUGAAAAACAAUUAUGGCAAUGGUUAGGUGACUAUUUUAGAAGGCCUGGAGCUAAGGGUAGAACUAAAAAGAAAUUCUACAAAUCCAUUCAAAGAGGAGAUGAAACAUUAACGAUUGGAGAAUGCGCGGUAUUUUUAUCAACUGAUACUGAUCGACCUUAUAUAGGAAAAAUACAAACUAUGUGGGAAACAUCGACAAAUAAUAAAGUUGUUCGUGUAAGAUGGUUUUAUCACCCGGAAGAAACUGUAGGAUGUGCGAAACUUAAAUAUUCCGGUGGCCUUUUCGAAUCUUCUCAUGAAGAUGAAAAUGAUGUGCAAACUAUUUCCCAUAAAUGUGAAGUUCUAUUGCUGAAUGAUUACAUUGAAAAGUUUGGGGUGGAUCCAAAGAAAUAUUCAGUAUACAAUAACAAUGAUACUUAUUAUUACGCCGGUUUUUAUGAUCCAGUGACACAUAAAAUUAAAAUGCAAUCCGAUAUUCCUACAUCAGGCGAUCAUCAAAAAACCGAAAAUUUUAGUACAUAAUAUAAUUUCUGUAGCAAUGAAUCAUUUAAGUUAUGUAUAAAAACUUUUCAAAUUAUUUUUUUAGGGAAAGAAGUGAAAUAAUAAAAUUAUUAAAUCUGGACAGAAUUUUUUAAUAUUAUUGGUAAAGUCUUCUAUUAUUUUGUUCAUUAAAAAAAUGAAAUAAAAUAGUUGUAAAAGUAAUUAUUAUAAAAAUACAUCGUUAUAUUUUUUUAAAUUUAAAGUAAAAAUUAAACUUGAAACAUUUAAACAGCAGCUUAAAUUGAAAUAUUUGUUAGAUUUAAUUCGUCCAGUAGCAGUUUCAUUUA